Prorocentrum cordatum is the source of this 3318-nucleotide messenger RNA. The record is from the annotation of a GenBank genome assembly. Lineage: Eukaryota; Dinophyceae; Prorocentrales; Prorocentraceae.
AUGGAGGCGGCCGCGGACGAGGACGAGCUCGCCGAGACCCAGUGCUUCGCGCCGAGCCAGUCGGCCCCCGCCGCGCGCGCGGCGAACGGCACGCCGCGGGCGAGGCUCGUGUCCACCCUCGGGCCGGGGACCUGCUACGAGAUGGGCGGAGAGGGCGGGGCCGGCGACAGCGGCCCCGUGGACCCCAGCGCCGUCUUCGUCCGAGGCCUUCCGGAGGGCACAGACGACGCGGCGUUGCGGGCGUGGUUCGAGUCCAAGAUCGGGCCAGCGGUCACCUGCUGGACCCUAAAGGGCGGCUCAGGCCUCGUGAAGUUCAGAGAGGAGCCGGACGCCCAGCGCUGCCUCGACGAGCUGGACGGGGCGGAGUACGAGGGCUCCGCGCUGAAGCUCCAGCCCGCCAAGACGAAGCGGCAGGGCAGGAGGGCCGCCGCCCACGGCGGGCAGGCCGCCCCGGCCGCCCGGGCCGUGGCCUGGGGCUCCUCGGCCUCGUCCACCGCGCCCGGGGGCGGCGGCGGCGCCGCGGGGGCCGCCCGCGCCGAGGGCGGGGCGCGGGACCUCCGCGCGGCCCUCGGAGGGGUCCGGCUCUCGGGCCUGCCGGCCAGCGCGAAGAAGGGCGGGGCCGGCGACAGCGGCCCCGUGGACCCCAGCGCCGUCUUCGUCCGAGGCCUUCCGGAGGGCACAGACGACGCGGCGUUGCGGGCGUGGUUCGAGUCCAAGAUCGGGCCAGCGGUCACCUGCUGGACCCUAAAGGGCGGCUCAGGCCUCGUGAAGUUCAGAGAGGAGCCGGACGCCCAGCGCUGCCUCGACGAGCUGGACGGGGCGGAGUACGAGGGCUCCGCGCUGAAGCUCCAGCCCGCCAAGACGAAGCGGCAGGGCAGGAGGGCCGCCGCCCACGGCGGGCAGGCCGCCCCGGCCGCCCGGGCCGUGGCCUGGGGCUCCUCGGCCUCGUCCACCGCGCCCGGGGGCGGCGGCGGCGCCGCGGGGGCCGCCCGCGCCGAGGGCGGGGCGCGGGACCUCCGCGCGGUCCGGCUCUCGGGCCUGCCGGCCAGCGCGAAGAAGGAGGAGGUCAGGGCUUGGGUCGAGAAGUGCUUGCCCGGCGGCUGCGGGCUGGAGAGCGUCCGGCGUGCGCUCGGCGAGGGCGACGACGCUGGGUCGGCCUCCUUCGUGGUCUCCUUCCACAAGGAGAGCAACGGCCGCCGUGCGCUGGAGGCCCUCCACGGAGCCAAGCUGAAGGGCCGGGUGGUAUCCGCCUCCUUCCGCGCCCUGGAGGUCAGCCGCCACAGCGCGAAGGCCGGGAGGCUGAUCGUGCGGAACCUGGCCUUCAGCGCCACCGAGAAGGCCCUGCGAAAGGCCUUCGGGAAGCUGGGGCCCCUGGCCGAGGUCCACCUGCCCGCGAAGGCGGGCGGCGGGAGCGGCAAGCCGGCUCCGCACCGCGGCUUCGCCUUCGUGCAGUACGUCGACCCCGCGCUGGCCGAGCGCGCCGUGGCGGAGCUGAACGGCAGCAGGAUCUGCGGGCGCGGUGUGGCCGACUGGGCGGUCAGCGCGGAGCUGUACGGGAGCUUGCGGCGAGAAGAGGAGAAGAGGAAGGCCAAAGCCGACCGCGGGGCGCCCGACAGGCCGACCAAGGCGGCGGCGAGAGGCGCAGACGAGGGCCUUCCCAGAGGCGGCGGCGACGAGGAGGGCGAGGCGUCUAAGGAUGAGUCGGAGCACGAAGGUGCAGAGGACGACGAGGGCGAGGAGGAGGAGGAGGAGGAGGAGGAGGAUGAGAAGGCGGCAGCCGCCAGCUUGGACCCGGACGCGGAGAUGCGCCGUAUGAAGGGCCUUCUCGCCGAUGGCGCCGAGGAGGACGAGGAGGAGGAGGAGGACGAGGAGGAGGACGACGAGGACGACGGUUCCAAGCAGGUGAAGGUAACGUCCAAAGCCAAGGGUGGCAAGGACGGCCAGAAGAAGCCGCUCCGCAAGUCUGGCUACGACGUGGGCGAGGGCCGCACGAUCUUCGUGCGGAACGUGCCCUUCGACGCCACGGAGCAGGACCUCCGGCAGUGCCUGAAGGCCUACGGCGGGGUGGCCUCCGUGAAGUUCGUGCAGGACCGGACCGGCCAGAACCCGCACCGGGGGUCCGCGUUCGUCAAGUUCCUCGAGGCCGAGGGGGCCAACGCCGCCCUCGCCGCCGAGAGCGAGGCGCAGCGCAAGCUCAAGGAGCUCUCCGCCGUGGUCAAGCGGAGCGAGACCCGGGACCUGCCGCCGGUGGAGGGCUUCGGCGUGUGCCUCAAGGGCCGCAGGCUCAUCGUGAGGCAGGCGGUGGCGCCGCAGGAGGCGGCGAAGAUCGUGGAGGAGAAGAAGCCCGAGAAGGGCGCCGCCCGCAGGGAGAAGAUGGGGUGGAUGCACCUCCUGCACGUGGGCGAGAUCAACGAUACGUCCCACAAGUGGGCGAGCCUGUCCAAGUCAGAGCAGAGGCAGCGGCAAGCCUCCAUGAAGGAGCGCAAGUUCCGCAUCAACAACCCCAACUUCGCGAUCCACCCGCAGCGCCUGAGUGUGCGGAACCUGCCACACAACGUUGACGUGAACCGCCUGAGAGAGGUCGUGGUGGACUUCCUCAGCCAGGCAGAUGGCAGCAGCGGCAAGGGGAUAAAGAGCCGGAGGAAGGAGGCUCAGGCGAGCAUCGCCAAGGCGAGCCUGGUGCGCGACUCGGAGCGGAGGACGGCGGACAACGUGAAGCGAUCGCGUGGCUUCGGGUUCGUGGCUUUCAAGGACCACAAGACAGCCAUGAAGGUCCUCGAGUACCUCAACGACAAUCCGAGGGCCUUUGGGGGCACCCGGCGCCCGAUCGUGGAGUUCGCGAUCGAGGAUAAGCGGAAGCUCCGCGUGAUGGAGGACGUCCUCCAGAAGAAGAAGCAGGCCAUGGAGAAGAAGCGGGCCGACGCCAUCGCGGAGGGCAACAAGCAGAGGUACGGGGCCCCGGCAGAGCCGGACGCCGCAGGCAAGCACCUGGAGAGCGGGAAGAAGAAGGUCAAGAAGCACACGGAGAGCCGCGGCCGCAAGCAGCGGGAGAAGAGGCGCGCGCAGAGGGCCCUGGAGGCGCAGCAGGCCAAGGAGAGGGCCGCGGUGGAGUCCGUCAAGGCGGUGAAGCAGGCCAAGUGGAGGCAGCAGCGCGCCGCGGAGAAGGCGGCCGCGGCCCCGAAGAAGAGGAGCUGGCGCGAGGUGUCCGACGCGGCGCAGUCCGGGAAGAAAGCGCGCAGGCAAGGCCCGGGCGAGCUCACCGACGACUUCGAGCUCCGGGCCCUCGAGCGCUUCCGGCAGGGCCGCGGCGGCAGCUGA